Molecule: messenger RNA, 1221 nt
Organism: Purpureocillium lilacinum
Lineage: Eukaryota; Fungi; Ascomycota; Sordariomycetes; Hypocreales; Ophiocordycipitaceae
Product: type I transmembrane sorting receptor
Biological process (GO): proteolysis
Molecular function (GO): aspartic-type endopeptidase activity
Source: RefSeq, a predicted model, not a curated record
AUGCAGCCUACAUCGUCUUUCGGCAGCUUUCUCGUCGGUAUUCUGGCGGCUUCGCUUGCGGCGGGCAGCGCCAUUCCCACCGCACAGCAACCUCGGGGCUCUUUUGAGAUCAAGCGCUCUGUCAAUCAGAAUUUUGCCGGCCGCAACGGACCGUUGGCGUUGGCGCGGGCCUACAACAAGUAUGGCGUGCACGUUUCAGAUGCCUUGUUGAAGGCAAUUGAGACCACCCACGCUGCGCAUAGUCAAAACGCGAGGCGCAACAGCGGCAAUGCCACUGCCACCCCGGAUCAGGACGACCUGGAGUACCUUGUGCCCGUGCAAGUCGGCACCCCGGCGCAGACGCUCAAACUAGACUUCGACACUGGCAGCUCGGACUUGUGGGUCUUUUCUACCGAAACCGACGCCGGGUCGUCCAAGAACCACAACCUGUACAGCCCGGACAAGAGCAGCACAUCCAAGAAGCUUGACGGCGCCACCUGGCAGAUUACCUACGCAGACCAGUCCUCAUGCUCCGGCGAUGUCUACACAGACACCGUCACGGUCGGGGGCCUGACUGUCAAGACCCAGGCGGUCGAAUCCGCGCAGAAGGUGUCUCAGCAAUUUGCGACUGGAGCCAAUGACGGCCUUCUCGGUCUUGCAUUUAGCUCAAUCAACACGGUGAAGCCGACUCGGCAAAAGACGUGGUUCGACAACAUUGCGUCCGGGCUCGACAGCCCGCUCUUUGUCGCCGACCUGCGACACAACACGCCCGGCAGUUACAUCUUUGGCGCCAUCCCGUCUGCCGCGAGCAACGUGCUCUACGCCCCCGUGGACAACAGCCAGGGAUUUUGGCAGUUCAGCACCAGCAGUGACAUUGGCGGCCAGUUCACUGCAAUCGCCGAUACGGGCACCACUCUUCUGUUGGCGGGCGACGACCUCGUGCAGGCGUACUACCAGAACGUCCCUGGUGCCACCAACGACCAGCAGCAGGGUGGAUACAUCUUUGACUGCAGCACCAAGCUGCCCGACUUUACCUUCACCGUCGGCGACGGCAAAAUCACGGUGCCUGGUACUUUGAUCAACUACGCCCAAGCGACUGGCGGCAAGUGCUUCGGUGGCAUUCAGUCUUCCGGCGGCAACCCUUUCGCAAUCUUUGGCGACAUUGCAUUGAAAGCCGCUGCUCAUCACGCAGGAUUCUUUUAUGCCAUGUGCAUUGGCAUCGCGGACAGCGGGGUGCCCUAG